Penicillium odoratum is the source of this 1323-nucleotide messenger RNA. Its product is annotated as HECT-type E3 ubiquitin transferase. Gene Ontology annotation, biological process: protein monoubiquitination; proteasome-mediated ubiquitin-dependent protein catabolic process; protein polyubiquitination. The transcript has 3 exons. Gene Ontology annotation, molecular function: ubiquitin conjugating enzyme binding; ubiquitin protein ligase activity; cyclin binding. Bases 1 to 1323 code for a protein of 440 amino acids. Gene Ontology annotation, cellular component: nucleus; ubiquitin ligase complex; cytosol. The record is from RefSeq and is a predicted model, not a curated record. Lineage: Eukaryota; Fungi; Ascomycota; Eurotiomycetes; Eurotiales; Aspergillaceae.
AUGUCCAAGGUACAACUGCAAACAGAUGCAGAUGUAUCCCUCUAUCUCCACGCCGAACUACUUCCCAACAUCCGUCAAAUAACCCUCUACAUCUCCAUUCCUCGGAACCUAGCUCUCGAUGCGAUUCGGCCACAGAUACAGCUUUCAGAUUCUCGCAAGGCAGUUACUGUCUCUUUGCCAGAACCUCUCCAAAAUGUGACGGAGACGAUCAAGCUUCCAGCGCGUGUCAGCGAUGCCACUCGCCGGAUAUUGAACACCAAUAGCUGUCCAACGCAACAACCCACAGACGCGAGCCAUGACUACUCGUUUAGAAUGCAGAUCGACCCGACUGACCCGGUUCUUAUGCCGAAAGACGAAUUAAUCGAUGACCAUGUGCCCUGGACGGCGGCCGACAUGUCGACUUUGACUCGCAUUCGAUGCCGUGCUUGUGGCGCUCAGUUCCUGGAUGCCACAGGCCCUUCAAAUACACGAGUCGAGAAACAUAACCGCGCCUGUGGGUGGACGUGGAAGGAUCUACCGAGCGGAAAUUGGGCUGAGAUGAUGGACUUUUGGCACUGCCAUAAGCCGGAUCCCCACGAGGAAGACUCCAAACCCGAAGCCAACGCUGCGCUUCGGAUCGAGGAGCAGAAUGCCCAGAUCAAAGGAUACGGAGCCGGUAGUCGUGUUGAAGCGAUCCCUGGAACUGUCCUUAUCGACGUGGCUACAUUCUUGCUUGCCGAAUCAGACUGCGUGGGAUUGAAAAAGGGAAACGAAGAGGAAACAGUAUCAAAUCCUGCGGCAUCUCAACAAAGAACCCUAGACUGCAUCGCCUGCAACGCAAUUAUCGGCAUGGAGGACCCCUCUGCAAAUGGAUGGCGCCUCCUGAAAGCGAACGUAUCCCUAAACACAAACGAUGAAAUGGCCGAAGACCAAUGGCAAAGCUACCCAGGCGAACUCAUUGUCGCAGCUCAACUCCUAGAACUGAUUGAUCGCGAAAGCGCACGAAGAUUCGUUGUCCACCGUGGACAGAAAAAUGGACUAUUACUUUGGGUCUUCAAUCCCGAUCUUCGCUAUUCCAACUCUAAUUCAGGAUACAGUGUUAAUGCUCAGAAAGCAAUGAAAGUCCUUUUCCAGACGUUGGAUGACGUUGAUUCGAUCCUGAAUCGUGACAUGGGUAGACCAUCUCCACUGUCUGUUGAGGAGCUGGAACUCCCCUCGAUGAUUUUCGAAGCAUUAUCCAAUGCACUGGUUCAUAGCAAUCAGAUGUUGCCCAUCUCAGCGAGACGUUUCAAUGAGUGGACGGUUGGACUCCUGGAUCGAUAUAGUCGAGAUGUACGAAAAUGA